GUGAAAGGAAGGGAUCAGGCAUGGGCAAUGAGAGGAGGGGGAAGGUGAAAUUAUCUCCGCUUUGGAUGAAGGGAUUCUGAUAGCUAGGUAGUGUGGUUUCUCUUUGGUACCGAAAUUGCCAUCGCAGGAGCCUCGGUGAAAGGAAGGGAUCAGGCUGGGCGAUGAGAGGAGGGGGGUGGGAGGAAGGGAUCAGGCUGGGCGAUGAGAGGAAGGGGGUGUGGCGUGGUUUGUAUUCAGCUCUAGAGAGAGAAUGGAAUUGGAAAUGUCUCUGCUUCGGAUAAAGGGGUUCUGACAGGUAGGUUGCAUCGUUUCUCUUUCGCACCCGAACUGCCAUCCCAGGAGCUUCAGUGAAGGGAAUCGGACUGUGAAAAGAGGAAGGGAGGAGGGUGGGGCAGGGAAGAGUUUCCAGCUUCGGAGAACGAUGGUGGAAAUACUGUGGAGGGUGGAAAGGCGGUCCUGGGCGGUUUGUAUUCAGCUCUUGAGAGAGAGUGAAGGUGAAAUUAUCUCCGCUUUGGAUGAAGGGAUUCUGAGGGAGACUUUUCAACUUCUCAGCUUUAGAGAGGUGGAAAUAAUGUGCAAACAUUUCUGAUUUCAAUUUGCCGUCCGUAGUUCUUGGCUUGGUUCGUUCGAACACUCAGAGGGAAUUGUUUUUGUGCAUUAGCAUCCCUCGAAACUAGUGAAUGAUUUCUUGUCCUCAGGAGAGAGAUUCCGUGGCCUUUUCUUAGCGAGAGAAAGGUUGCCAAACAGACAAUAUUGUUACAGUGGCUUUAUCAUCCUGGUUUGAUCAAGUCGGGCUUUGUCAUUAUCCUCAGGAGAGUUGCUAUGACAGUUGUGUUAUUCCUCCAACCAACACGUUUUCUAUGACAGUGGUGUUAUUACUCCGUGGUCUUGUGGACAGAGGUGUUGCACACCCUUCCACCCACACCAUGGCACAGUUCGAGUGCUCGGUCAGGUGUUGCAGAGACCGGAUAGCGGCGGCGUUGGUCUGAAUAUCCUUUGAAUGCUCGAGCACUCGGGCGUUGUGAAAUCAUCUAAAUGUAACAAUGAUAUUCCAAUGAAGGAAUCCUUUGAAUUUGUGGUUUGCAUCGUGCCACUGUCUGGAGAUGAGCUUGAAUAUCCUGAUGGAUCGAACGCUCCGACUUGCCGUCUGCAAGGGUUCUUGUCCGCCGGCCGGAGGUUGAGUAGCCGUCCGUGUCUUUGUUAUUUUGACCAAUUUAGGACAGAGGACAAUAAACGUUGCAUUUCUUCCACUCCGGAUUUAGUGACAAAAGAGACAGGGAGGUAGAGGGAAGAUCGGGAGAGGGCAGUUUGAGGAGAGGCUUUAGCAUUAAUCAUCAGAAUAGUGCAGAGGUAGUUGAGGGAAGUGCAGUACAUGGCGUGUGGGGAUGCGUUAGCUCUUUACUCAGAGCAGUCUCUGUAGAGGUAGGAGGGCCUCUAGGCUCCGCUAUUGCAUUGCGAAUGACAGGCCAGCUGGUUUGGUGAAGUGGAUUCUUUUUGCCUUGUGCUACUGUGUCUGGGGAGACUCCACGAUCCUAAACUGAGCUGGUUCAGAGCACCAGGGCUUUCAAGGCGAGAAGUUUCUUCUCCUACUGCUAGGGAGCACAGCACUACAAAGUCUGAAUGUCUAUUAUUCGUCCUUGUGUAGAUGAUACUUAACCAAUCUUCUGCUUUUAUUAGCCUCGGUAUACUGCUGGGUUCUUUAUUGCUGGGAAUAAUAAUCAAUCGUUGUUCUUAUUCUUGCCCUUUCCCCUUUGUCUUUGGCCGCCCUUGCCCACUUAUUGGGCACAGCUAGUUUGUCCUCCAUAUGGAUUUGAUUGGGAAUCGUGAUCUCUUACUCGAUACAUUCUAUUCACAUUUUGUGAGAUUGCGCAUUGGCUCGGUCGAAUGAUAUUUUGCACGUGGCUGUGCGAACUGAUACCAAACCGCCUCCUUGAUGUCGAGAAGAUGGUUCUUUUGGACCGGUCCGGUUUGGAGCCGAUCUUGGCAUCAUCUUUUGAGAAUAGGUUUUACUUGCAUGGUGAUUUUGCUUGCAUUCCUAUGCUGCUACGGUGAAGAAGUGAGGUGACAGAGUGUGAAGAAAGCUCAAUGAUCUGAGGAGUCGGAGGGAGGGAAAGCACGAAAGGGGGGGGGCAUGCUUCUUCAAUAAGGUUCUACCCAGGGAUCAGAGAUGCGAGGAGACUUGGUAGAGGCAGUUCAUUUCUCCACCCCCGGGAAAAUGCAUGGUGAGGAGGUUCUCCUGGGGAGUGGUUUUACUUCAUGCCGAUCCGAGGACCUGUCAAUAUGCUGUGAUUUUGCACUCUAGGCCCUAGGCUACUAUUUAGCGGUCAUUACCCCAUCCUGGUCCCACCGUUGUCCCGCCAUGGAUAUGUUGUUGUGAUUUCAGUUCGUGUCAGUGUGCUUAUUCUUUGGUUGUUGGCACUCGCUCUGUGUCCAUCGUCUUCAGCAUGCUCGCAUCAUGUCAGUCAAAGGCGGUGCACUGUUUCGUAAAAGUAAAAAUACGCACAUGCGAGACAUGAGUCUGUUGCUGUGUCGGUUCCUCUCGUCAUCGCCUUCUCUUGCUGUUUGCCAUCUUGUGUCCUGCAACCAUCUUCGCACAGUGAAUGUGCGGUGUUUGGUUGGUUCCUCUCGGCAUUGCUUUCUCUUGGACUGGUAGCGAUCGCUGGGUGGGCAAUGGCAAUUUUUACUAUUUUUAGUACAUGUUCUCGGGAAGGAAGCUGCAAUUGUCAGCAUUGCUUGGCUGGUUGCUCAUUUGUUUCCCUUUUUGCAAGGUGGGUGACUGACCAGAGAUGCCCCAGAGAGUAUUGGAAGGCAUGGAGAGUUUUGACCAAAAGGUGCGUGAGGGUAGGGAACACUUGAUGCCAUGGUACCCCCCCCCCCUAUGGGCUUGCUUACAGGAAAAGACAUGGGGGUCUCUGCUAAUUCGAUGCGAAAUGUGUUAACAGUGCUCUUAUUGUUUGAAACCACUUGUGGAGAAAAUUGUUUUAAAGUUUAGACUUUAAACUAGAUGUGGCGAAAAUAGACAUCUUUCUUAAUAAGAUGGGCAAAGCUUGAGCCGUGCGUGUCUGUUUGACGGAACGAAAAGCCACAUUGUUUUUGUCAAUAUGGUCUGAAAGAGUGGAUGAUGACCUGGAUGAUGAGAGAGCGGACGGUUCGAAGAAAGUGCAAGAAUAGGAAAGGUGAAGGAGAGAAGUCGGGCGAUAGAGGAUUGAUUGCAAACUAUUUGUCCUGUGCAGCAGCUCGUCGGAAGAUAGUUUGGAAUCCUUUGGAAGA
Molecule: messenger RNA, 3270 nt
Organism: Chara braunii
Lineage: Eukaryota; Viridiplantae; Streptophyta; Charophyceae; Charales; Characeae
Source: the annotation of a GenBank genome assembly